Messenger RNA from Cercopithifilaria johnstoni, 2226 nucleotides. NCBI's taxonomy places the organism in Eukaryota, Metazoa, Nematoda, Chromadorea, Rhabditida, Onchocercidae. The record is from the annotation of a GenBank genome assembly.
AUGAAUUCGGGUGCGGCUACUACUGCGCAAGAAGUAACCGAAGAUAGUCAGCUGGAUGAAGAUCAAGCGUCUGCUGAAAAAGAAAUCAAGAAACAAGUUCAUGAUGUAUAUGCCACACAAAUUGCCGAGCACUUCCCUAUUGGAAUUGAAUAUCUCAGAGCUACACCCGUUAGUGGUUCAGAUGAUACUGCUUUAUCGUCCAAGGCUUUAUCAACACAAGUCGAAGAUUUUCCAGUGGCCAAUGACUCACAGAAAGCGCCGUUAGUGCCGCCGCGGCAUAGAAAACGACGCGUCACGGAGCUGAAAUGUUCCGAAGUUAGGUGGUUUCAUCGGAAAAGCGGAACGGAAACAAAAUGGACUCCUUUUAAAGGAGCGGAUUCGUUGUUGUUGGAAGUGUACUGGCGGCAGCAAAUGCAAAUUGAUUUGGAUCAGGCUACCGAAUCCUAUGUACAAAUUAUGAAAAUGCCUACAUCGGUAGUAGUAUUAGACGGAUUAUAUCAAGCUUCCGAAGAUCUCACUAUGUUAAAUUCCAUCUAUUGGAAAGAUGACACGAUCGAAAUUCGUCGGGGUACAUGGUUUUUGAUGGAAAAUUUGCAACCAAUUGAUCCUAGCAUGGCUGAUCCCAUUGAGACACAUCAUUUACACAUUUUUCGUUAUCAGACAAUUCCUGAUGCCCCAGUUUUCUCGGAAAAAGAGUCGAGCAAAAAACCAAUUUUUGCGGAACUCAAACUACAGGAUCAGUACGAGGUGCGAUGGAAUUCCGUUAUCGAUAUCACAUUGUAUAAUAAUUCCAAAACAAGUCGAUUGCUGCGUUACAUAGCUUGGGGUAAAGGAACUGCUCUAAAACGUGGAUAUGAGGAAGCGGAAUGGGAUGAUGGUAAACAAAUCAUCAAACAUUUGAUUUUGGUUGUUCAUGGUAUUGGCCAGAAAGGAUAUGAAAAUUUAAUUGCAAAAAACACUGACCAGGUUCGCGAAGCCAUAUACAGUUGUAUGGAUAAGCAUUAUCCGGACGAGAAAAGUCGUCCAAUGGUUUUACCAGUGGAAUGGCGAUCAGCCUUAAUUUUAGAUGAUGAUAGUACUGAUUAUGUUACUUUGCCAAAGAUGUCCGCAAUACGUAAUGCUUUAAAUUCGACGGCAAUGGAUAUUAUGUAUUAUCAGUCCCCUCUAUAUCGAAACGAAAUUAUGGAAGGCUUGAUAAGGUCGCUAAAUAACGUCUACAGUUUGUUUGUAGAAAAUUAUCCAGACUUUGAUGGACCUAUUUCAAUUUAUGCUCAUUCACUUGGUUCUGUUAUGUGCUAUGAUCUGCUGACUUGUUGGUCUCCUCUUGUUUUAUACGAUAAAUAUGUGGCUGAAAUGAUUGAGCAGCAAUUGGCGAUGAAACCAGAACAUGCUGAAAUACUGAACGGCUUCCGAGAAGCACGACUGUUGGAACUUUAUGGUGGAUUUCAGCUGGCUUUUAUAACUCAGAAACAAAAAUUGAAGUUUAAGGUUAGGAACAUGUUUUGUGUCGGUUCACCUCUCGCCGUUUUUUUGAUUAUGAGAGGUUCAACAACAUUUGUUCCUGAAACAGAUAGCCUGAAGAGAAUAUACAAUAUUUUCCACCCAUAUGAUCCAGUGGCAUACAGAUUGGAACCGUUGGUGCAUAAACAGUAUCGUUUAAUCCGACCUAUCAAAUUGUUCAGUUCAAUUGAUCUACGAUCAUUGCGAGAUUACGCUCUUCUUCUACCAGAGAUCAACAAAGCUUACAUCAAAAAGAUAAAAAUAAACGAAAAAGUUGAAAAGGAGAAGGAUGCUCGGAUAGCAGUUGUUGGCGAUAAAAAUCAGGAGGAAAUGGAGGAAGAAGAUGAAUGUGAAAGCGAUGAUUCAUCGGCUUUACGGCCUAGUAGUCCAGGUUCGUCACCACGAAGUUUAACACCUCCACCAUCAGAAAGUGGUGAUAACAAAAAGAGUUGGUGGAAAUUUGGAAGCAGCCGAAAGGAGAAAGAAACUAACGAAGGAUUAUUUGAGGAAGUUAAAUUAAAUGAAGCUCAGAAAUUGAUAGAAGAAAUUCCUCCAGAAGAAAGGUUGCCGUACCGUAUGGAUUAUCAAGUGCAGCCGCAAAUUACUGAUCGAAGUUACUGGUCUGUGUUUAAAAGCCACUUUGCUUAUUGGGCUAAUCCGGACAUUGCGGCUUUUCUUGUCAAUUGUUUAUAUCGAGAAGACAAAAAACAAGGCGACGAGUCUUAA